This is a messenger RNA of Oryzias latipes (Japanese medaka), 1381 nucleotides long. It is a transcript of the gene surf6, whose product is annotated as surfeit 6. Gene Ontology annotation, molecular function: DNA binding; RNA binding. Gene Ontology annotation, cellular component: nucleolus. Lineage: Eukaryota; Metazoa; Chordata; Actinopteri; Beloniformes; Adrianichthyidae. Gene Ontology annotation, biological process: ribosomal large subunit biogenesis; ribosomal small subunit biogenesis. The record is from RefSeq and is a predicted model, not a curated record.
UUUUCUCGGUGUUACUACUUCCGGUGUGUUUGUUCGUCCCUCCCACUUGUCGAAGGUUCCCACGUGCGCACAGGAAUGUGUUCGUGACUAUCAAAUGUACUUAUUUUCCCACUCCUACGUCUGAUUUAAACAAUUUAGAUCUGUUUUUUAACAUGGACCUCGCUGCGAAGGACGCGUACAUUCAGAAAUUUGCAAGUAAAGUCUUUCAUCAGCACCAGGAAUCUAAAGAGAGACCGUUUGUUUAUUACAGAGGUAAAAGCACAACUGAUCCUCAAAAGAAGAAGAAGAAGAAUAAAAAGAAAAAUAUUCAAGACAAGAAUGAUGACAAAAAGACUCCUAAACCUCAACAGAAAUCUUCUCCUUCGCCAUCCACGCAAAAAGGAGCCGCUCCAGCAGAAAAGAAUAAACCCAAACAUAUCAUAAGCACUAAUGGAGCCACAACACGCAUGACUGAAGAGAAAUCCCUCGCCAGCUUCUCCUCUGUAGAUCUGUUGCGAAAGAGGCUACAUGAGAAGAUUGAAGAGUCCAGAGGCCAGGGAGCUCCUCAGGAUGCAUUAUCAGAAGCUGUCCAAGCAAAGCGUGCAAAGCGAAAGCUGGAGCGAGAACGCAAAAAGAGGAAGAAGAAAGAAUUUCAGAUGAAGAAACUGGCUGAGAAAAGUGACAAAGUGCCUCCAGUUGAGGUGAAAAAGGAGGAAGAGCAAGCACCUGCCCCCAAAAAAAGAGACGAGGCAGCUAUUGUCUUUAACACAGUGCAAAUAGUAGAGGAGGCAUACGUUGAUAAAAUGCUGAAAAAGAAAGAAAAGAAACAAAAGGUGAAGGGCAAGUUGACGCCCCUCACAGGAAAGAACUACAAGCAGCUGCUGAGCCGCGUGGAGGCUCGCAAAGCAAAGCUUGAGCAGCUGAAGGAAAAAGACGAAGCCAAGGCUCUCGACUUUGAGAAGAAGAUGAAAUGGACCAACGUGCUUUACAAAGCAGAGGGCCUCAAAAUUAAAGACGACGAAGACAUGUUGCGCACCUCUUUGAUGAAGAAGGAAAAGAGACGGACGCAAAAGCAAAAGAAGUGGGACCAGCGGUGUGAAAGCGUCGUGGAAAAGAUGCAGCAUAGGCAGGACAAGAGGAAAAAGAACCUCCAGAAACGCAAAGAAGUGAAAAUAGAAAAGAAGAAAAACAGAGCUCGAAAGAGGGGAAGGGUGCUUCCAGAAGAUCUGAAAAAAGCCGCAGUUUAGAGGACGAGAAAUCUCAGUACACGUGAAGAAACGACACGAUGAGUCAGCGCUCAAGUGGGAUAAUUUAAUGUCUACUGGUGAUCCCCAUAGUAUUCAUCUCUUUAAUGUGCAGGAGGUUUUUUUCUGUUAAUAAAAUCUCAUCUUUUUAUUAUGAA